CCGGGUGGAUCCCUCCGCCUGCCGUAGCGGUGCUGAGGCCGAGGGAGCCGCCAUUUUGGAUGUUCGGUUCCCGUCGCCGCCGCCGCCCCCGGAGCUCCCGGUUGCAGUCGAGGUUUGGGGCCGGGAGGAUGAAGCGGCAGCUGCUGGUGGUAGAGAGGAUGCCAGCCCCCAUUAGACUACGGGAGCUGAUCCGGACCAUCCGGACAGCCCGAACCCAGGCAGAAGAACGAGAAAUGAUCCAGAAAGAAUGCGCUGCUAUCCGGUCUUCCUUCAGAGAAGAAGAUAACACCUAUCGCUGUCGGAACGUUGCAAAAUUACUCUACAUGCACAUGCUGGGCUACCCUGCACACUUUGGACAGUUGGAGUGUCUCAAGCUUAUCGCUUCUCAAAAAUUCACAGAUAAACGCAUUGGAUAUCUAGGAGCUAUGCUACUGUUGGAUGAAAGACAGGAUGUCCAUCUUCUAAUGACUAACUGCAUCAAGAAUGACCUUAAUCACAGCACACAGUAUGUGCAGGGGCUUGCACUCUGCACCCUUGGCUGCAUGGGCUCCUCAGAAAUGUGCAGAGAUCUUGCGGGAGAAGUAGAGAAACUCCUCAAAACCUCAAACUCAUACUUAAGGAAAAAGGCAGCUCUGUGUGCUGUGCAUGUCAUCAGAAAAGUUCCCGAACUCAUGGAAAUGUUCUUGCCAGCUACCAAAAAUUUAUUGAAUGAGAAAAACCACGGUGUUCUUCACACAUCUGUUGUUCUCCUCACAGAGAUGUGUGAGAGAAGCCCAGAUAUGCUGGCACAUUUCCGAAAGAAUGAAAAGCUUGUACCACAGUUAGUUCGUAUUCUAAAGAAUCUCAUCAUGUCUGGAUAUUCACCAGAGCAUGACGUGUCUGGGAUCAGUGACCCCUUCCUGCAGGUGCGAAUUCUACGGUUAUUAAGAAUUCUAGGACGAAACGAUGACGACUCCAGUGAAGCGAUGAAUGAUAUAUUGGCACAGGUUGCCACUAAUACAGAAACAAGUAAAAAUGUAGGAAAUGCUAUUCUCUAUGAAACUGUCUUGACUAUUAUGGAUAUCAAGUCAGAAAGCGGAUUACGAGUCUUAGCCAUUAACAUCCUGGGCCGGUUCUUAUUAAAUAAUGACAAAAACAUUAGAUAUGUAGCUCUGACAUCUUUAUUGAAGACGGUUCAGACAGAUCAUAAUGCAGUACAGAGGCAUAGAAGUACCAUUGUGGACUGCUUGAAGGAUCUGGAUGUCUCAAUUAAACGGCGUGCAAUGGAACUUAGUUUUGCCCUGGUCAAUGGGAAUAAUAUUCGUGGCAUGAUGAAGGAACUACUGUACUUUUUGGAUUCUUGUGAGCCAGAAUUUAAGGCAGAUUGUGCAUCUGGAAUCUUCCUUGCUGCUGAAAAGUAUGCACCUUCUAAAAGAUGGCAUAUAGACACAAUUAUGCGUGUUCUAACAACGGCAGGGAGUUAUGUCCGAGAUGACGCUGUCCCCAACCUGAUUCAGCUGAUAACUAAUAGUGUGGAGAUGCAUGCCUACACUGUCCAGCGCCUUUACAAAGCCAUUCUUGGUGAUUAUUCCCAACAACCUUUGGUACAAGUGGCAGCCUGGUGUAUAGGAGAGUAUGGCGACCUUCUGGUAUCUGGUCAGUGUGAAGAGGAGGAGCCCAUUCAGGUUACAGAGGAUGAAGUAUUGGACAUUUUGGAAAGUGUUCUAAUCUCUAACAUGUCCACAUCUGUUACACGAGGCUACGCCUUGACUGCCACGAUGAAGCUCUCUACCCGAUUCACCUGUACUGUCAACCGAAUUAAGAAAGUGGUGUCCAUCUAUGGAAGCAGCAUUGAUGUGGAACUGCAGCAGAGGGCAGUAGAAUAUAAUGCACUUUUCAAGAAAUAUGACCACAUGAGGUCAGCCCUGCUUGAGAGAAUGCCCAUCAUGGAGAAGACAACCACAAAUGGUCCCACGGAGAUUGUACAGACAAAUGGAGAGACUGAGCCAGCCGUACUAGAGACAAAACCACCUCCUACAGGGCCUCAGCCUACUAGUCAGGCUAAUGAUUUAUUGGAUUUAUUGGGAGGAAAUGAUAUAACACCCGUCAUUCCAACUGCACCUACAAGUAAACCAGCCUCUGCCGGUGGGGAACUUCUUGACCUGCUAGGAGACCUCAACCUCACAGGUGCUCCAGCCUCUGCUCCUGCCUCCGCUCCAGUACCACAAAUAUCACAGCCUCCUUUCCUGUUAGAUGGGCUCUCAUCACAACCUCUCUUCAACGAUAUUGCUGCAGGCAUCCCCUCCAUCACGGCGUAUAGUAAAAAUGGCCUGAAGAUAGAAUUCACCUUUGAGAGGUCCAACACUAAUCCCAGUGUCACGGUCAUAACGAUACAAGCCUCCAACAGCACAGAACUGGACAUGACAGACUUUGUUUUCCAGGCUGCAGUACCAAAGACAUUCCAGCUGCAACUCCUGUCUCCUAGUAGCAGCAUCGUCCCAGCGUUUAACACAGGGACUAUAACACAGGUCAUUAAAGUUCUGAAUCCACAGAAGCAACAACUGCGAAUGCGAAUCAAGCUCACGUAUAAUCACAAGGGCUCAGCAAUGCAGGAUUUAGCAGAGGUGAACAACUUCCCCCCUCAGUCCUGGCAAUGAGGCUCUGGCACCAUUCUUACUCUCACCCCACCCCAUCAAAAGAACUCUGGGAAGGAGGUUGUGAUCCCUGGCAAAUCCCCCCCAAACUGCACCAUGGGCAUGAGGAGCAGAAGAGAACCGUUGAGGAGGAAUUUCCUAAAGUUGUUGCUGACCUUGGAGCAUAUCUUGUUAGAGACUAAUCUCCUCCCCUCCAAUGCCGAGGCUGGCCGCUUCCGGAGGCAACUGUGCACUCUUACUCUUCUCCUCCUCCCCGUCUCCCACCCUUUCCCCCCACAUUCACAGCCAGAAACAACAUUCCCCUUGCCCUCGAGGAUAUAUGCAGCUUGUUUGGAGGAGAGGACUGGAGUUCGUGCAAGAAAACGUUCACCCUGUCUCUGCAGCAAGUGGUCGCCCCCCCUUCUUUCUGCUGUUGUUUCUGGGAGCGGGUGAUGGGGCGGAAUGGAUGCCUCGCUAGCUGGGUUACCAUCUUCAGGCAUUUCUUACUCCUGGGAUUCAGGAUGGAAACCUAUCAAAUGGACAUUAGGGAGCCCUGCCUUUUUCUUUGGUUCCCCCAAUGUUUGAAAGAGGUGUUAGGCUCCCGGUAACCUUUUCUGUGCAUCGCUGUAUGAACACACACACACACACACACACACACGUAUGUUCGUUAGCUGUAUGAUAACCAAGAGCAGGACAGACUUUGAGAGGUUGUCUGUGCACCCUGAACAGAUUGUUAAAAUGGUGUUUCGAUCUGAUCUGGUAUGAAGGAUACGGUGCCGUAUUUGGGUUAGAAAAUCCCAACUCUCUUCUAGCCCCUCUAGCUCACUCCACCUAGGCUGUGGUCAUGUACGUUCGCCUCAGUUUUCAGACUCUCUUCCCCCCGAAAGCUCAAGGUGGACAGUUGAUUAAACCGACGCCGGGCAGUUGUCGAACUCCUGCCCCCACGGAUAUUAAAAUUCUGCCUGGGCGGUUACUUGACCGUUCGGUGGCGGAAGGCUGGUAGACCAGAUAAGUUGCAGCCGAUGAAAGCAAUCAGACUCAUAGAGAAAAAAGUCCCUCUUCCCAAAUGAAGCCCGAAAACCAGACUUCUCCAAGAACAUGUUGGAGAGUCUCCUCUUCCCCGUUACUCGAAUCCUCCCUUUUAUUUCCUGAGCCUGGCUUGGACCUUGGCAUUCCGUUUUUGAAUUCCUUCUUCUAACUGGAACAUUUGUGUUGUAUCUGUAACACUGGCACUGAAAUAAAGACCAUACGGUUAAAGAAAUCUUUCCUAUAUCGUACUUGAUGGUGUUGGAAUGAAGCCUUGCGGCUUCCUUGCCUCCGGUGUCAGUGAAAGUCAAGUAGAUGCUGUAGAGGAGGACUCUCCCCCACCCUGACCCCCAAAUGUGGCUGUUUAGCUCUUCUCUUUACACCGUGGUCAAUCUCACGGGCACGUGGGGCCAAAAAUCUGAGCUCUGACACUCUGUGGAACGGUUAGAUGUGCCGAGUGCCUUCAGAAAAGAGCCGUGCAUGAACUAAAAGGUACACCUUAGGUUAGAAUUCAUUGGGAGAACAAGGUGGCUGAGACACCCAUGUUGCCCAGCAGGUAGAUUUUGUACAUUGAAAUAUAUCAGGGCUACAUGCUAGUUAUGUUCUUGCGAAUUCUAGAAGAGGUAAAAAUGGAGCCCACCUGACGCUUUUUCAUCCUCGCAUUCGAAUACGUUUUUUGCUUGCUGUGUUCUUGCACAUUCUAGAAGUCGGUAAAAGCGGGGCCCGCCAAACUCUUACAUCCUCAGAAGCACGGCUUCAGCGGAUACAUCUCGCAAAUCAUGCCAUUGUCUUAAAACUCGUCCCAGGUCGCAUUUUUCUCUGUUCCGGAAAGCCUUUCCUGACGACGACUCUGUCCUGUCAAAUCUAGCGCUGUAUCAGAGGCUGGAAUAUCCUUAAUUUGGCUGACAAAGCGGAGUCGGGCUGAGGCUCUAAGGGAACAUUCUGGUCUUAACUGGCGUGUAAGAGUGAGGUCUGCUAAAGCUUAUUCACUGGUUUAAAAUUGAGCGACAUGUCCUUGCACACAGACUUUAGUAAAGUUAUUGUGAGCAAGGGACUGUUUGGAGAGCUGCUCUACCUCUGGGACUUUCAAUAUAUGCUUCCUGAAGGUUUCUUUCCAGGCUGACUUUUCUGAAUGGAUACUAAAUGCUGUGAAAAUUGGGGAUUUUAGUAAACGUGCGUCUGUUGACUGGGAUUUUUGUUUCAGUACUCAUUUGCGGUAGAGGCUCCCUUGGCCUUCCGGUAUUUUUUAGAUGACCAGCGCAGGCCUCCUUGGCCAGAGAAGACGGAAGUUUAGGUUCAGAAGGAAUUGAUUGGAGAGACUGUCUCUAAAGGACCGGACGUACUGUAUGAGGACAGAACGUUUCUUCGGUGUCUGAAACUUUGGAGGGAGAGCAGUGCGAUCUGUGUGUCAUCUGUGAAUCUACAAGGAAUGAAAUAUCAUGGCCUUAAUACAAAGGGUGCUGUUUAAGCCAGUGUAAAUUUAGAUACAGAAGCUGUGGGCGCUCUACUGAAGGAUUAGCAACCUCGUACCUGCCUACGAUGGUUGCGGAAGUCCAUUUCCCAUGUUCAGAUGAUGGAAUGCUUCAGCGUGCCUUAGUUUCCGGGACCCGAGUUAGCCCUCCUCUUCUCUCCCACAGGCUUUGCAGCUGAAGGAGAAUUUACUCAGUUGCUGGGAAUAUGGCCGAGUUCAGUGGUUCCUUUAAUUGGAAAUACUCACUGGAUGAGCGAAAAGAGGCGGAGUUAAAGCAGCAUGGGCCAUUAUAGGGAACUAGUCACCCCCAAACCUAUUUAAUACCUCAGGUUUGGGAGCCGGACACGUACACUUCCUUGGACAAUUUCUCAUGCACUUUUACCUCAUUCUGGUCUCUCCUCCAGAGUAGCCUGUAUCUUUUCAAGUAGUGGUCUCGAGGGAGUCCCGACUGAGCAGAGUAAGCGCGUCCGAAACUCUGCGAAUACGUGAAGCGCUCUCUUUGGAAUGACUUCUGCCACAGGGCUCCAGUGCUGGUUUAUUGAUGGGAUUGGGAAUGUGUCGCAUCGACCAAAAGGCAGAGCGUUUGAGGUCACCCUCUAACCCGAGGUCUCAUCCGGAGGAAGAUACCUCCACGUAAACCCGAGUGGACUCUUUCUUUCCCUCUGUUGACAUAGGGUACCUUUUUGCACCCUUUGCUCAUUUCAUCCGUGCGUGAAAGCGGGAUUCUAAAUCGUCCCGCCCAUGCCAUCUGAAUAAGGAACGAGCGACAGCUAUUCGACACACUUCCCGUUUUUACAUCCUCCUAGAGAGGUGGGGGUGGGACACGGUUCAAAGGGGAUCCCGACUUGUGCGGUUAAGCUUCUUCCUUAACGUUCUGAUUGACGAAUCUUUGGGCCGUGAGAACUGUUGGGGCGACGGGAGAGGUUGAAUGUCUUAUAUUUUUUCUAGUGAAUGUAUUUUAACUUAAGUGUCCUGAACCAAGAAACAGCAGGAGGAGGAGGACAGCGAAAGGAAACACAAAAGUCGUUGGUGUGCGUGUGUGUGUAUGUGUGUGUGGUUGGAAUUGUAAUUUGGGUGAGUUGGUGAAAAGAGAGCCUGGAAAGUCCUGAAGUUUAGUCUUCUUUGCCCAACCUGGGGGGGUGGGGGGGGUGAGGGGCCGCACAUGGAACUGGAUGUGAACAAUUUUUUUCAAGCAAUAGCAAAUGGGUCCCGACUACCCAGGCCCUCGAACAUUUAACACAGAAGAAAAUGCUGAAGCAGCUCGGGCAAGCACUUCAUUCCCUUCCGUGGGGCUGGUUCUGGCUGCCAGGUGGAGCAGUGGGAAUGAUUUUUUUGAGAACCUGCUGUUGCGCUUUCUGUGUGUUUUGUGUUUAUUUUCUAUUUAGGGGCUGCGAGGGAAAGAACCAAUGAACUCUUUCCUUUUGUAAACUCUCACUUUGUUCCUGUAAAGUUCCCUUUUCUUUCAUGAUAUUGUACGUUACAUUUUACAUUGAGCCCCCGACUCCUUUCCUUUACUGUAAAAAACAAAACGAAAAAAAUAUUAAAAAGGCUGAUUCCAAGAGGGGGCGGCUGAUGAAGUUCUAAUUAUUGCAGACAUAUUUUUGAGAUGUAAAAAAAUUGAAAAUUAAAUAAGUCUUAGAGGUGAGUGAGGAGUAUAACGGAUGUAAACAUUUAAAUGGGAUGCAUUAGAAUUCUGCUGUGUGUAUUGUCUUUUGGUUGAAACAAAUUAUGAACAGUGACUAAUAAAAGUCAAUACUCGAUGAUUUAAAA
Ornithorhynchus anatinus (platypus) is the source of this 6879-nucleotide messenger RNA. RefSeq names its product adaptor related protein complex 1 subunit gamma 1 (gene AP1G1). The record is from RefSeq and is a predicted model, not a curated record. Gene Ontology annotation, biological process: intracellular protein transport; receptor-mediated endocytosis; Golgi to vacuole transport. The coding region runs from base 60 to 2636 and encodes 858 amino acids. NCBI's taxonomy places the organism in Eukaryota, Metazoa, Chordata, Mammalia, Monotremata, Ornithorhynchidae. Gene Ontology annotation, molecular function: clathrin-cargo adaptor activity. The transcript is spliced from 25 exons. Gene Ontology annotation, cellular component: AP-1 adaptor complex; Golgi apparatus; membrane coat.